Messenger RNA from Gastrolobium bilobum, 564 nucleotides. Its product is annotated as protein LIGHT-DEPENDENT SHORT HYPOCOTYLS 2-like. The transcript has a single exon. The coding region runs from base 1 to 564 and encodes 187 amino acids. Lineage: Eukaryota; Viridiplantae; Streptophyta; Magnoliopsida; Fabales; Fabaceae. Gene Ontology annotation, cellular component: nucleus. Gene Ontology annotation, biological process: response to light stimulus; mRNA transcription. The record is from RefSeq and is a predicted model, not a curated record.
AUGGAUUUAGUUUCUGAAUCAACAAACCCCCCCAUGACCCCAACCACAAAUCUAGUAACAACUACAACCACAGCCAUAUCAUCACCGUCUUCAACCACUCCAAGCCGUUACGAGAACCAAAAGAGGCGAGACUGGAACACGUUCUGUCAGUACCUCAGAAACCACCGUCCACCACUCUCUCUUGCCAUGUGUAGCGGUGCUCAUGUUCUGGAAUUUCUUCACUACCUUGACCAGUUUGGAAAGACCAAAGUUCACAACCACCCUUGCCCUUUCUUUGGUCUCCCGAACCCACCUGCUCCAUGUCCAUGCCCACUCCGUCAGGCAUGGGGUAGCCUCGACGCGCUCAUAGGUCGCCUCCGUGCCGCUUAUGAAGAGAACGGUGGCAGACCCGAGACUAACCCUUUUGGUGCACGAGCUGUGAGGAUUUACUUGCGAGAUGUUCGUGAUUAUCAGGCAAAAGCAAGAGGUGUUAGCUACGAAAAGAAAAGGAAGAGGCCAAAGUCCAAGAUGACUGCUAGUGCUAGUGCUAGUGCUACUGCUACUGCAGCAACCACUGCUACUUAG